Molecule: messenger RNA, 3826 nt
Organism: Eleginops maclovinus (Patagonian blennie)
Lineage: Eukaryota; Metazoa; Chordata; Actinopteri; Perciformes; Eleginopidae
Gene: sez6l2
Product: seizure related 6 homolog (mouse)-like 2
Exons: 19
Coding region: 508-3186 (892 amino acids)
Biological process (GO): regulation of protein kinase C signaling; synapse maturation
Cellular component (GO): neuronal cell body; endoplasmic reticulum
Source: RefSeq, a predicted model, not a curated record
CAGCUCAGCUGAUUCAUGUACAAUGUCCGCAUCCUAUGUUAGCGCAAACAUCCACCCAUUACAUGAAACCGCGGCACACACAUGUUCGCCAUGCAUACUGUGUAUGGCACAUGCAGUCCUUUUUAAAGGAGCAAACAUACACGAUUUACCCCUUGCAUGCCGCCUCUCACAUCUGUCUGAUUACCUUGGUGCACCGUGCAGCGAUGUGUCGGACACACUUCAGCACCGUGCUGGUGGACAGCUUCUCCAGCGCUCACUGAGAAAAUGUGGAUAUCUCCCGCGCGCCGCUGCAGUUACCGCGUGCAUCCGCUAGGGCGCACCUGAAGCUUCAACACGAAUGCCCUCACAUCAUAGCCGAAUGCGUCAACCACACGGUAACCAGCUAGGGGCAUCUCACCAGUACAAACCCCGCCGUGUUAUCGGGGCCUAAAGCAAGAGGGUACAGUGCAAGAAGAAGAACACUUACGCAGCCUGGCAGACAAAGACAGUUCCGUUUCAUUCAAAGCAAUGGGGUUCACACGCUUUGCUGUGAUGCUUUCUGUCACCAUGAUCCACCUAGUUUCAGGUAUGAGCUUCAUGACUCCUGAGCCUGACACACCACCAACAUCAACCCCUGAGUCUUACCCUCUGGGUGACCUGAUCCAUGCUGCCCUGCAGAGUAAGGAAUACUUAGGAGAGGCUUCUGCAAGCACAGGUACGACCACCAACCCGACACAGGCUGUGCCAGGGCUUGGGCAGAGCGAGUCGACAGCAACAGUCAUAUCCCCGGGGCUGCUCACCACAGCUUUCAGCUCCUCUUCUGCUGCCAGCCAGACCGGAUCAAGGACCCCCAUGUCCUCACUGCCCAUGGAGGAGGAGACAACCACUACUCUGAUCACCACCACUACCAUAACAACAAUGCACAUGCCAGUUCAAUGCAAUGCGACCUUGUCAGCAAUGGAGGAUGUUGUCGAGUCACCAGAUUCUGCUUCAUCAUCCUCAACUUUUUCCCCUCUGGAAUGCACAUACAGCAUUACUGUAUAUCCAGGAUAUGGAGUGGAAAUUCAGGUGAGGAAGGUGAACCUGUCUAAGAAAGAGUCUCUGACCAUCAUGGGUCAUGGAGGUUUGGGACCUGAGCUGUUAGCCAAUGAGACCCUGAUGAGGGAGGGUCAGGUGAUUCGCAGCACAACCAAUCAGGUGUUCAUACACUAUCGCAGCCUUCGACAGUCCAACCACGGCGUGUUCAGCCUCCACUAUCAAGCCUUCCUGCUGUCCUGCCCGUUUCCUCAGUCUCCUGAGAAAGGCGGAGUGACAGUGACGGAUAUCCACCCCGGAGGCCAGGCACACUUCCACUGUGAUCCAGGUUUCCAGGUUCGCGGCCAUGAGGUGUCUACUUGUGUCAACACAACACAACCUCACUGGAGCACCUCUGAGCCACAAUGUGUCGCUGUGUCAUGUGGAGGGUGGAUACGUAAUGCAACAGUCGGCCGGAUUCUGUCUCCACCCCCUCCAUCUGUCAGCAACCACAGCAAUGGAAAUAACCUGAGCUGCCACUGGCUGAUAGAAGCCAAAGAGGGGCACAAACUCCACCUACACUUUGAGAGGAUCGCGCUGGAUGAAGAGGAUGAUAAGUUAAUAGUGCGCAGUGGAAACAGUUCCCUGUCUGCACCGCUCUUUGACUCAGACCUGGAUGAUGUCCCGGAGCGUGGGCUGCUGAGUGAGAGCUCCACGCUUUACCUGGAGCUCACCGCCGACUCUUCCUCCAUCCCUCUGCUCCUGGCGCUGCGAUACGAGGCUUUCGAUGAAGAACACUGCUGGGAGCCCUACAUGCCCCAUGGAAAUUUCAGCAGCAGCGACAUCACAUAUCAGCUGGGCACCACUGUUACCUUCACCUGCUCUCCAGGCUUUGUGAUGGAGCAAGGUUCAGGGACGAUUGAGUGUGUCGAACCCAGCAAUCCUCACUGGAAUGACAGCGAGCCUGUGUGCAAAGCUCUGUGCGGAGGGGAGCUGACGGAGUCGGCCGGCACAAUCCUGUCUCCUGAUUGGCCACAGAGCUACUCCAAAGGGAUGGACUGUGUAUGGCAGAUCCAUGGCAACGAGGAGAAACGCAUUGAACUGGAUGUCCAGAUUUUGAAUAUCCGCCAAACUGAUGUGCUGACCGUUUUUGACGGGCAUGACCUCACGUCCCAUGUGAUGGGACAAUACCUGGGAUCCAAGGAGCGUUUCCAGGUCUCGUCCGUGGGUUCAGAAGUCACCAUCCAGUUUCAGAGCGACCCCGAUGAUUCCAGUUUCAUCCUGAGUCAGGGAUUCCUCAUUCAUUAUCGUGAGGUUGAGCCAAACGACACCUGCCCAACUCUCCCUCAAAUCGACUUUGGCUGGAUCAGCUCGUCCCACUCGUCCCCCUUGAGAGGAAGUGUGCUGACCUAUCAGUGCCAACCGGGGUACGACAUCAGUGGAUCGGACAUCAUUACCUGCCAGUGGGACCUCUCCUGGAGCAGCAGUCCUCCUACGUGUGUCAAAGUCCAGCAGUGUCCAGACCCAGGAGAGGUGGUAAACGGAGCACGCUCAGUGCGUCCCGAGGCCGGUUUUGCAGUGGGGACAGUUGUUCGUUUCUCUUGUAACCAGGGUUAUCAGCUGGAGGGUCCAAGCCAGAUCUCCUGCCACGGACGAGACACCGGCACCCCCAAAUGGAGCGACCGCAGCCCCAAGUGUGUCUUAAAAUAUGACCCAUGCCCAAACCCUGGCGUCCCUGACAAUGGUUACCAAACCUUGUACAAGCAUAACUACCAGGCAGGAGAGACUCUGCGUUUCUUCUGUUAUGAGGGCUACGAACUCAUCGGCGAGGUCAUUAUCAGCUGUGUACCCGGCCACCCCUCUCAGUGGAACAGCCCACCGCCAUUCUGCAAAGUGGCAUAUGAGGAGCUUUUGGAUGAUCAUAAAUUAGAAGUGUCCCAGUCUUUCGAGCCGUCCCAUCAGAUCCUGAGUGAGAACAUUGCUUUGGCAAUAAUUCUGCCAAUAAUCCUGGUCAUCCUGCUGAUCGGAGGAAUUUACAUGUACUAUACGAACAUCUGCAGACUAGAGUGGAAGCCGCUCUUCUGGAAGUCUCUGUCUCACACACACUCCUACAGUCCAAUCACAGUCGAGUCCGACUUCAACAACCCUCUUUAUGAGGCAGGUGACACACGGGAGUAUGAAGUAUCAAUUUAGAGGAGAAGACGUCUCGGUGAGAGUUGAUAACCACAGAAAGAUUCAAUUCUUUUGGACGAGAAAUGUCUAAGUAUUAUAAGGCCUCACUCCCCUUUUAUCAUUAUUUUCUAACUUGUUUCUGUUUACCGUCACGGUAUCUCUGGUUUAUCAGUUUGUGGAAGUGCUUUAUUCUGAUUUGUUGCACUGAUGUGGUGAUUUGCCAAAUGUGGGUCCUACUUCACAGUCCAACUGUCUGUAUCACUAGGACUGGUGCCUUAUGACGGGUAAGAAAUGGAUAACAAAGGGAAAAAAUAGCAGUGUGGGAGGCAUAGGUUAAGUGUAAAAGGGUGUUGUUCAAAUGUAUUUAUUUAUUAAGUUAAAUUGUUAUGAGGCCAAAACAUCAGAGAACUUGGCAAUACUUUAUUUGUAACUGUCAGAAGUCAAAAGCAUACACACUGAAUGUUUUACUUUCAUCCUUACACUGAUUCAUUAUACAAAGUGUUACAGUAAAAGGGAAGAAUACUUUAAUUUCAAUCAUGACAAAAGUUUGAUCACCACCGUCAUUUUCUCUCUGUGUAACACACCCAUUUACACACACACACACACACACACACACACACACACACACACACACACACACACACACAAACAAACACAGAAA